Messenger RNA from Gallus gallus (chicken), 1011 nucleotides. RefSeq names its product transcription factor 15 (basic helix-loop-helix) (gene TCF15). The record is from RefSeq and is marked validated. The transcript has 2 exons. Gene Ontology annotation, molecular function: RNA polymerase II transcription regulatory region sequence-specific DNA binding; protein dimerization activity; DNA-binding transcription factor activity, RNA polymerase II-specific. Gene Ontology annotation, biological process: developmental process; regulation of transcription by RNA polymerase II. Lineage: Eukaryota; Metazoa; Chordata; Aves; Galliformes; Phasianidae. Bases 107 to 658 code for a protein of 183 amino acids.
GUCCCAGCCCCGCUCGGACGCAGGAGCGGAGCGGCGGCAGCGUGUCAGCGGGGAAAGGCUGCCCGCAGCCCGAGGGCUGCCCGCGGCGGGGCGGGGGGCUCCGGCCAUGGCUUUCACCAUGCUGCGUCCCAUGGCUGCCCGCGUGCUUUACCCCGACAUCGGCAUGCUGUCGGAGGACGAGGAGAACCGCAGCGAGAGCGACACGUCGGACCAGUCCUACGGCUGCUGCGAGGGCGCGGAGGCGCGGCGCAAGGUGCCCAGGAAGACGGGGCCCAUGGUGAUGGUGAAGCAGCGGCAGGCGGCCAACGCGCGAGAGCGGGACCGGACCCAGAGCGUCAACACCGCCUUCACGGCCCUGCGGACCCUCAUCCCCACCGAACCCGUGGAUCGGAAGCUGUCCAAGAUCGAAACGCUGCGCCUGGCCUCCAGCUACAUCUCGCACCUGGCCAACGUGCUGCUGCUGGGCGAGGGCUGCGAGGACGGGCAGCCCUGCUUCAGUGCCAUCUACGGGGCCAAGGGCGAUCUGGACAGCAAACAGCCUCGCAGCAUCUGCACCUUCUGCCUCAGCAACCAGCGGAAGGGGGGCGGCCGCAGGGACCUCGGGGGCAACUGCCUGAAGGUGAGGGGGGUGACCCCGCUGCGAGUGGCACGGAGAUGAGCCGGGGCCACCAGCACCCGCAGGAGAACGGCGGCAGAGCCUGUCACAGCCAGCCCCAGAGACCGCAGCGGGAGGGAGGGAGCUGCCCGCCAGCCGCAGGCGAUGGGGCACAGCAGGGCCAUGGGCUGGCACCGCACCGACACCAGAACCGGCACCAGCACUGCAGCGAGAGGACGCUACUAGGGCUGGGAGAAAGGGGUCCCGCACCCCUGGGAUGGUCCGAUGGGGUGGGCUGGGAUGAGCAGCCCGCACAUGGCCGGCGUCGAUGAGCUCGGGGGGGGGAUGGCGGCACAGCCCCGCAGGCGCUGUUGGUGCACGUGCAGCCACUUGGAAAAUAAACCUUAUUUUUCUGA